Aplosporella prunicola CBS 121167 is the source of this 708-nucleotide messenger RNA. RefSeq lists its product as uncharacterized. The record is from RefSeq and is a predicted model, not a curated record. The transcript has 2 exons. Bases 1 to 669 code for a protein of 222 amino acids. NCBI's taxonomy places the organism in Eukaryota, Fungi, Ascomycota, Dothideomycetes, Botryosphaeriales, Aplosporellaceae.
AUGGGCUCCUCAGCAUCCAAAGCUUCGCGCGCCGCCAACAUCGCAACUCGCGUCUACCCAGCGCGCGCCUCCCAAGCCGCCACCAAUGCCGUGAAACCCGCGCCCGCGGCCGGACGUGCUGCGCAGCCAGGACCUACAGUGCAGCCCCAGCCCAAGGCCAGUGAAACGCGCGACGAAGCAAUAAACCUCGACGCCGCCGACCCUGCCUUUGCCGCCCACCUCCGCAGCAUUGGCCCUGUCCAACCCAACCCGCACUACUCUCCGAGCUCGACCUCGCCUUUCGAUCCCCAGCGCCCGCCCGGCAGCUCCUCGACCUCACAGCCCACAGCAACUGGCCGCCGACCUGCCGAUUCAUCAAUCCCCGACUUCUCCACUGGGCCGAACCCGUUCGCGCCGCCCAUUGGCGCCAUGCCCAACCCCGCCACCAACCCCGCACUGGCGAUACUAGCGGCGAGAGAGAGGCUACAGGCAGAGGCGGAGAACGAGUUUGCUAACGUGGGAAGGCGAGGCGCGCCGGGAAGGCAGUUCUUGGAUGUCGGUAUAGUGAAGCAAAUGUUUAUCCUGAGGGACCAACGGGGAAAGAGCGAGGAAGAAAUUGAGAAGUUGCUCGGGUUGGAGAAAGGCAUGGUGAAGAAACUGGGUACCAAGGGUGUUUCGGAGGCUGUCUGAGCCAUGAGACGAUGAACGGACACAUACGACCAACUCACU